Zerene cesonia (dogface butterfly) is the source of this 947-nucleotide messenger RNA. RefSeq lists its product as uncharacterized. The transcript has 2 exons. The record is from RefSeq and is a predicted model, not a curated record. The coding region runs from base 45 to 866 and encodes 273 amino acids. NCBI's taxonomy places the organism in Eukaryota, Metazoa, Arthropoda, Insecta, Lepidoptera, Pieridae.
CAACUAUUCACUACGAUCAGAGAAAGGUACUCAUCAAACUGAAAAUGAUAUCAAAACUGACAGUCCUCUUGGCUGCUCUAGCUGUAAGCAAUGCUGUACCGGUAUGGAUGGCUAAUCCUUACUAUUCUGGAAUGUUCUUAAGACAUCCCCAGCCUCCUAGUAUAGCAUUCGGUAUCGGCAGUGGCUUCAGCAGCGACUUUGGGGGCAUCAAACACACAAGUAGCUAUGGACAUUCGUUCCAAACUGGAAACGCGCAAGCUUACGGCGGAGGAUCUGGAACAGCCGAUGGGAAUACCUUCGCUCGUGGUGUGGGAUACGCUCAAACAUUCCCUCAAACAAACUUGAAACCCCAAUAUCAAUAUAGACAUCCUGUACCUCAAGACUUCCAGCAAGCUUCAGCAGUUACAUUCAACUCAGGAGGAAGGUCGUUUAACUCUGCUUCGGCUCAAAGCUUCGGCAACUUUGCAUCAGCUGUAUCCUCAGCUCAAUCUGUAGACGGAAUAGGUUCAGCUGUGAGUGCUGUACAGCAUAAUGGGCAGUCCCAAUCGGCGAUUUCGUCCGUAAACAGCCUUGGACGAAAUGGCCUUGACUCUACUAUAGCGACAACAAAUAGCAAUGGUCAUGGUUUUGGUUCAGCAAUUACUAGAGCAGAUAUUUCAGGAGGCUACCAAUCUGCUAUUUCUUCAACACAAGGACACGGUAAUUUUAAUAAUUACGGACAAGGAGCUGUAGCUCAGAAUGUCAAUGGAUACAGAACUAGCAAUGCAUAUAAUGUUAACCAAGGUUCAAUUCAAAACAGUGUUGCCAUAAAUGGACCGGGAAUACAAGUCGCGCAGACUUAUUCUAAUAAUAACGGUUAUUAUUAAAGUUAAGACUGUAAAUUAGUCAUUUAAGUAUUAUAAUGUAGUAAUGGUGAUACCAUUGUAAUAAAGACUGCUCUUAAAAAA